Molecule: messenger RNA, 3048 nt
Organism: Pelmatolapia mariae (spotted tilapia)
Lineage: Eukaryota; Metazoa; Chordata; Actinopteri; Cichliformes; Cichlidae
Gene: apold1a
Product: apolipoprotein L domain containing 1a
Exons: 17
Coding region: 1-3048 (1015 amino acids)
Biological process (GO): lipoprotein metabolic process; lipid transport
Cellular component (GO): extracellular region; membrane
Molecular function (GO): lipid binding
Source: RefSeq, a predicted model, not a curated record
AUGGACCACUUCCUGUUUCAGGACAGAGAAGCUCAGAAAGAGCUGUUGGCCAGCAAUGAUGACUUGUCUGACAAUAACAUCACCAAGGAGAAAAACUUUUUGGGCAAGAUGUUUAAGAAACCGCAGAAACCAGCAGAGAGCGCUGCGUCAGAGCUGGAGUCGGAGGCAAAUACUGAGGCUCAGUUAUCUGCAAGCUGUGAGAAUUUGAGCGACACAACCGUCACAAAGGGGAAAAAGAAUUUCAGUGAGAUGUUCAAGAGAGCUCCAAAACCAGCAGAUGAGGAAACAAACGCAGAUGAAGAACAGAAAUUAUCGGCCAGCGAUGAAGACCUGUCAGGAGCAAACACAGCAACGGAAAAAACAGGAGGAUUGGCAGGGCUCUUCAAAAAGUCUCCCAAACCAGCUCCACGCUCUGUUGCUACUCAGGAUCCCCUCUCGAGGCAGCUGUCAGCCAGCUGUGACAGCCUCACAGAUGCAGGAAAGGAGGCGGCUUUGGGAAACAGUCAGCUGUCUGCCAGUAAUGACAAUCUUUUAGAAGCUUCAAGCACCCCAAAGGAGAAAAAAGUCGGGUUCUCCGGGAUCACUGGGAUGUUUAGACGGACGCCCAAAACUGAGGAGCAACAGGAAGAUGAGGACAUGGAGGCUCCGGCAAGAGGCGGGCUGAGACGCAAGAGGACCGUCAAGAAGAAAAGACGAGUUGUGUCAUUCCGAGUCAAGAAAACUCUUCCUAAAAUUCCCAAACUUGGCCUGACUUCACAGACUUCAGAUAAAAUGCCUGUCAUCGAGGAGACUCUCGAGAUGCAGGACAUGAGCCCAGCACAGGAGAGCACGGUGGAGGUUCAGCCGGUGGAGAUGGCUGCUUAUCCAACUGAGGAAAACCCAGACGAAACCGAGCCGGAAGAGGAUGAACUUUUGGAGUGGUGGAACACAGUCAAAGGUUGGAAGGAGUGGAAUGAGACUUCUGAUUUCCAGGCAGAGGAUGAGGAAAUGGCGAUGGAGCAGGCAGCCGACCGUGUCUACAUGGCAGCCCGUCUUUUUGUGCGUCUUUUCAACCAGCGCGGGGCGUCCUUACAGCAUCGCAUCCUGGAGCUUUUGGCUAUGGCGGACGCUGCAGAUGAGUUCCAUAAGAAGACGGUGUCGGCCGCUGUGGGUGGAGGCGUGGCCAGCGUCGCGGGUAGCAUCACCACAAUCACAGGCCUCAUUCUGGCGCCUUUCACUUUUGGCGCCUCUAUUAUUGUGACAGCAGUGGGGAUCGGUGUGGCGACGGCAGGCAGCAUCACGUCAGCGACGGCUAACAUCACAGACACGGUUCACUCCAGCAUGGACCGUAAGAAGAUGGAGAAAAUGAUCCAGGGCUACCAGGAGGAGAUCAAAGUCAUCAGAGAGUGCAUGGAGUUUGUGCAGAAAGGUCUUGACACCCUGCAGGAGUGGGAUUUUGAAAAAUACGCUCAAAGUGCUGCCAAAAAAGCUAUGAACCACAACAUUAAACACGUGAUGAAAGAGGGAGGCCGCGCGGGAAAAGCCCUGAUGAUCAACACCAACCAGCUCGUCAGCACCGUGCAGGUUUUAGGUAGGGCAGGCGGCGUAGCCAAGGCCGCUCAGGCCAUCAGCGUCACCACAGGCGUCAUGUCGGCACUCUUUUUGGCUUUGGAUGUUUUCUUCCUCGCUAAAGACUCUCAUGAGCUUCGCAAGGGUGCCAAAACCAAAUUUGCCAACAAGAUCAGAGAGGUAUGUAAGGACCUUCAAGAUGGCCUCCUGGAGCUCAACAGGGUGAAGACGCAGCUGCAGAAGACGAUGGACGGCAUUGAGGUGGAGGAGUUUGAGGAGGUUGAGGAGGUGGAAGUAGAGGUUGAGGACGACUUGGUGUCUGAUCCAAAGACGCUGGCUGAGCUGGAGCAGGAGCUGGACCUCCUGGAAGAGAAAGUGGACAAGAAGGUUGUAGAGGUUGAGAAGAAGGGUAAAGAAAUGGAGAAGGAAAAUUCAAAAAUUAAAAAGGUGAAGAAAGAGGAGAAGAGCAUAAAGGAAAAAGAUGAGAAGGAGAAAAAGGAGAAGAGCUUGAAAGGAAAAGAUGGAGAAAAGGAGAAAAAAGAGAAGGAGGACAGUAACGACAAAGACAAAGAAAAAUGCAAGUCCAAAGAAAAGAUGCCCGAUGAGGAAAAAGAGGAGAAAAACAAGGCAAGUGGCAAAACCGCCAAAGAAGAAGUCCUGAAACAACAGUCUCAGAAAGAAAGCAAACAAGACAAAAACACCAAAAACAGAAUAACAGCUGGAAAUGACAACUGUAAGGGUAAGGUCAGCAAGAUAAACGAUGAUAUUGGUACAAAUAAAACAACAGAGAAAGAGAAACAUAAAACUAGAAAAGAGCAGGAGGAAGUGAAGAGCAGAUCAGAGGGCAGCAAAAGUGAGCGAGUGAAACCUGAGAGAGGAAGUGAAAGGAGAAGAAGCAGCAGGGAUGAUGAAGGAGAAAUGAAGCCACCUGAAAGUACAUCUGUAAAUAAAGAGAAAACAGGGGACAGCAGUCAGAGGAGACAUAGCAGCAGGAGUGAGAAAGGUGUAGAAAGAGGAGGUGAACAUCUAAAUAGAGGAACUGGCGAAGAAAGGCAAAGCAGGAAAGGGAGCGAGGAGGAUAGAGGAGUGAAGGAUUGGAGAGCUGAAAUGGCAAAAAAUAGAGAAGAAAAGAGACAAGGUCAGGAGACUGAGAACAGGAAGGAGUCGCACCAAGAUGACGAAAUAUCAUCAACGAAGAGGAGAGGAUCAGAAAGAGAGUUAGGGGGCAGCAGAGAGUAUUCAAAGAGGAGCCACCACAGGAGAGAGCACAGGGAGAGGGGAGAUGAGAAGCAUGGGAGCAGGGUGGAGAGUGCAAGGAGGCAGUUUGAGAGGGCAGGAGGUGAGGAAGAUGACACAAAGGCAAAAAGAAAAGACGAUCGAGAGAGUCAGAGGAGUAACAGAGAGAGGAGAGGAAGUGAAAGAGGGAGAGAGCAUGAACACAGCCAACCAGGACAACGAGCUCGUGCCAAAGCUCUCCUGCGAGACGGACUGGACAUUUGA